CUUUUCUUAAAUUGAUAUAUUCCUUUUAACAGGAUGAGCUAGAUGACGUCACACAGGUUAAGAACACGCUCCAUCAGGCCAUGGAAAAACACUAUUAUCUAAAGUUGUCGGCCCAGUGGGAAGCACACAUUGUGAGAAUGGCUCAUUUCAAAUGCAUUUACUGCUGUGUUGCAGGAGCAUGCCCUAGUGUAGUGACGAGGACCCUAAAACUAGAGAAAAGUCAGUCAGGAAAGAUGAGGAGAGAGCAAUGGACUGUAUCCUUCACCCAUUGUGGGGGUUGUCUUUCUGUUGCCUCUCCAGCGCACCUGUUCCCACUUCCAUUUAUUCCAUAGCAGGUGACAUGGAGACACAAUCAGAGGUGCAGUACUAUUUGUUUGAGCACCAGAGCUGAGAGGAAGAAGAAGUAAUUUGACAGCUUUGAGCAUUUGGUGUGUCUCUGUACACUAAGAGUACAUCAGCUCGUGACCCCCUGAGUCCCCUUUGUGUCGCCUUGUGGGACCUUUUGCGGUGUUAUCCGCAGCGGACUUCCUAACAGAAAGGACAACCAUCAGGAUGGUAGAUUCCAGCACACUUCUGACUUCGGCACUUCAGGCUCUUACGUUUCUCUUCUUUCUGCUUAUCGUUGCGUUUCUUGCAUACUGCUUGUACGUAAAACACAUUCAUAUGAAAUAUGACCACAUACCCGGCCCACCGAGGGACAGUUUUCUCCUCGGACAUUCACCAACGUUUUCAAGGAUAUUAAAAAAUGGCGGAAAUGUACAUGUAAAAUUCCUAGAGUGGGCAGAGGAGUAUGGGCCUGUGUGGAGGAUAAAUGCUCUUCAUUAUGUCCUAGUGUCUGUGUCAUAUCCAGAAGCAACAAAGGUAAUAUUGAUGUCCUCAAAGUACUCCAAGGAUGCAUUUUCUUACAAGAGACUUGCCAACCUGUUUGGUCAGAGGCUCUUAGGCAAUGGGCUGGUAACAGCACGGGAUCAUGAGCAGUGGUACAAACAGCGCCGGAUCAUGGACCCCGCGUUCAGCAGCCUGUAUCUGAGAGGUCUGAUGGGAACCUUCAAUGAGAGGGCAGAGAAACUGAUGGAUAAACUUGCAGAUGUUGCUGACAAUAAAACAGAAGCUAAUAUGCUCCAUCUUGUCAACUGUGUCACUCUGGAUGUUAUUGCUAAGGUAUUAUAUUACACGAAGAAAGAAGUGGACGAUGUUAUUGGGCUGAAACAUGAAAUAAGCUACGAUGACCUGGGCAAGUUGGUCUACCUGUCACAGGUGUUAAAAGAGACUCUGAGAUUGUACCCCACAGCUCCGGGCACAUCUCGUCAUAUUGCUGAAGACAUGGUCAUUGAUGGGAUCCACAUACCUGGAGGAUUUAUUGCUCUUUUCAGCUCCUAUGUGAGCGGGAGACUGGAGAAAUUCUUCAAGGAUCCACUGAGAUUUGAUCCAGACAGAUUUCACCCAGAUGCUCCCAAGCCUUAUUACUGCUACUACCCUUUUUCCCUCGGUCCUCGUGCGUGCCUGGGAAAGAACUUUGCUCAGAUGGAGGCUAAAGUGGUGAUGGCCAAACUGCUCCAGAGAUUUGACUUCACUCUCGUCCCGGGACAGACCUUUGACAUCCUGGAUGCUGGCACACUCAGACCAAAGAGUGGAGUGUUGUGCACUCUGAGUCACAGGGAUUACAAAAAAUAAGGCAACAUCACACAAGUGGUAGUGGACCAUAGAAGAAAAAUGGGAUACUCUUUACUAAUGUAAACAAAAAAAAAAUCUAAAAGCAUUAAUGUGAUUGUAAUUUGA
Neolamprologus brichardi is the source of this 1779-nucleotide messenger RNA. The record is from RefSeq and is a predicted model, not a curated record. NCBI's taxonomy places the organism in Eukaryota, Metazoa, Chordata, Actinopteri, Cichliformes, Cichlidae.